AUCUCGCUGUCGAAUCUCAAGGACAAUCCGGGGUCGAAGACGUGGCGGCUGCGCGUCGGACGAGGGCGCGGCGGCGGCAUGGGGAAGACGGCCAGACGCGGGUACAACGGGCAGAAAUCGCGCAGCGGCGGCGCGCCGAGGAUCGGGUUCGAGGGCGGGCAGACGCCUUUACGGCUGACGCUCCCGAAGCGCGGGUUCGUCAAUCCGAAGAGGAUGGUGUUCACGCCGCUCAACUUGUGGAAGCUGCAAAAGUGGAUAGACGACGGAAGGCUCGACGUCUCGAAGACGCUGACGAUGAAGGACUUCGUUGACGCGCGGCUGAUCGAUCCCAGGGUGAAGAACGGGCUGAAGCUGCUCGCGAAGGAGAUGGACGGGCACGCGUUCACCGCGAAGAUCAACGUGGAGGUGAGUCGAGUGAGCGCCGCGGCCAAGGAGGCCAUCGAGAAAAACGGCGGGAGCGUCGUCACGGUGCAUUACAACCGGUUAGGGUUGCGGGCGCUGUUUUACCCGCAGAAGUUU
Micromonas pusilla CCMP1545 is the source of this 519-nucleotide messenger RNA. RefSeq lists its product as uncharacterized. The transcript has a single exon. Lineage: Eukaryota; Viridiplantae; Chlorophyta; Mamiellophyceae; Mamiellales; Mamiellaceae. Gene Ontology annotation, biological process: translation. Gene Ontology annotation, cellular component: mitochondrial large ribosomal subunit. The record is from RefSeq and is a predicted model, not a curated record. Gene Ontology annotation, molecular function: structural constituent of ribosome. The annotation marks the transcript as partial.